Petromyzon marinus (sea lamprey) is the source of this 3939-nucleotide messenger RNA. RefSeq names its product B-cadherin-like. Gene Ontology annotation, cellular component: postsynaptic density; intercalated disc; cytoplasm. Gene Ontology annotation, molecular function: beta-catenin binding; cadherin binding; calcium ion binding. The record is from RefSeq and is a predicted model, not a curated record. Gene Ontology annotation, biological process: cell-cell adhesion mediated by cadherin; synapse assembly; adherens junction organization. Lineage: Eukaryota; Metazoa; Chordata; Hyperoartia; Petromyzontiformes; Petromyzontidae.
ACGACCUCACACUGACAUACACACAUACACACACAAGCCAAACCUGUACAUAAUUAGCGUCUGACUCUGCCAAGCCGGUUUGAGUGGUAUGAGAAUGUGUGACAUGCACGCGUGAAAGCAGCUUGGCUUGGACCGGUAGAGCGCGUUACUCUUCAGAAGACGACAGAGAAAGAGACAGACCAGCUUCGUGUUGGAACACGCAGUCUCUCGUCAGCUGAGCAGUGUGUAUAUACACACACACACGUGUGCUGCAGCUGAUGCUAGUAUGCAUGUGCAGGGAGCUGACACAUCAAGGAGGGCUCUUGUGACCGUGGUGGUGCUGCUACUGCUGGCCUCUGUCGCGGGUUUAAAGGAUGAGCCUCCAGGUUCCCUGCCCCAGGAGAAUGCCCCCUUGUCCAGCUAUAGUAACCCUGCAGGGUCCGAUCAUUCGACGGGCGACACCAUGUACAUCACCAUCGAGGAGAAUGACCCAGGGCCAUUCCCCAAAGUUCUCGAGACGAUCGGAGUGGAGGAGAGCGACCUCCUGCUGUGGCUGGAGGGGGCCGGGGCAGACCAACCCCCCAAAGACCUCUUCGUGCUGGACGGGCCGAGUGGUCACCUGAGUGUGACGGCUCCUCUUGACCGCGAGCAGCACGCAGGAUUCCAGCUACACUUGAGGGCCACAUCAAGCGAUGGGCAAAUUUCGCAUUCCCUCUGGAUCGCUGUCACCGUCACGGAUCAGAACGACAAUGCCCCUCGCUUCGUCUGGCAGGACAUCACGGCACACGUGUUGCUCAGCGCCGCCCCUGGGACGUUGGUGGCAGUGGUGCAGGCGGAGGACGCGGAUGACCAGGAGACGCUGUACGGGCAGGUGUCCCACACGCUCACGGCGCAGAGACCCGGCUCCCCCGCCGCGCGCAUCUUCACCGUCAACGACACCACGGGCGCCAUCCACACGCACCGCACGCUGCCCAAAACGGAUGACGGCGUGUUCGUGCUGGAGGUGACGGCUCGAGAUUGCGGAGGAGCGGCGUUUGGGCGGUCGGACAAAGCCAUCGUGACGGUCAUCAUUGCUGACAGCAUCAGCACCGCCGCCGACACCUUUAGCACAACCGCGUCUCAGCCGCGCGUACCUGAACCGGAAGAGGAUGAGUCCAUGGUGCUACUCGGCGUACAGGAGCCAAGUGACCUGAAGGCACUGGGCGGAGGGAUCGGAUGUCCAGUCUUCUCUCUGGACGCCAUCAACGUGGAGAUGCCCGAGGAGCUACCUCCAGGACAAAAACUACUCACCGUCCGCACGGCCGAGAAUAUUCGGAUCAAUGAGCUCAGGCUGGAGGGAGACCGCGCGGGCUGGCUCAGCGUGGACGCUGCGACGGGCGAGGUGGCGACGUGCGCAUCGCUGGACCGCGAGUCUCCCCACGUCAUCAACGACACCUACCUCGUCGCCAUCGUCGCCGUCACGCACGGUGCUUGCACGGCUUCGGUGGCGCUGCUGCUGCGGCUGGAGGAUGUGAAUGACCACGCCCCCCAGCCAUCUCCUCCGCUCCUGCUGCUCUGCCAGGUGCUCGCCUACGGCGACGCCACGCUGUCGGCCACGGACGCGGACGGCCCCAGCAACGGGGCGCCCUUCACCUUCCAUGUCCUCCCCACUAAUGCCCACAGUGGUGGCGAUGGCUGGACGGUCGCUCAGCCAAAUGGCUCCAUGGCCGUGCUGGUGCCCCGCGUGCCGCGACUCAGCCUGGGCGAGCGCUCGCUGCCCGUGUCCGUGUGCGACCGCCGCGGUCUCUGCCGCCGGACGAGCGUGUCCGUCGUCGUGCGCGCGUGCAACAACCCCGCCGCCGCCGCCGCCGCCGCCGCCUCCUCCUCCUCCGCCGUCGUUCUGCCCCUCGUGCUGGGCCUCUCAGCCAUCGUAGCCCUGGCGAUCGCCCUCGUGUGCUGUGCUCGCAUCAGAGCUCGAUCCAAGUCGACAGGGAUCUGACUUCUGCUGCAAGGACGCUCACAAUCGGCUUGGCUCGUCGCUCCUGCUCGCACUGUUACUCACAAUUACAUAAACCAGCAAUGGCCACAAUGCUCGGCAAAUCAUUGCCCCUUACUGUGAAAAGUUGGCAGGGCCCUCCUGAAAAAGAGCCAUAGCACUGACAAGUAAGUCAGUAAGGCUUUCCUGGGGACAAAAAAAACGAAUUUUUAUGUCACCAGGUAAGGGCCAGCGAGCUAUAUAUAGCUCUUUUCAGAAGCGACCUGGCCACAAAUGAUAGUUCAACAAAGUAGCCUACAUAUACCGCAACCGAAUACUCUAAACAAGUGUGAUCACACUCACCGAUACGCCAGGAGUGCCGCAGCGACGGUAUGUUAACUCCCUCGCCUGGUAUGCAGGAGGUCGUGGGUUCGAUCCUGACACUGACACCUGCUGUAUAUUUGGGGAUUGCAAGUUCUCCCCAUGGUCGUGUGGAUUUUCCUCCGGGCCCUCCGGUUUUUCCCUCCAAAUUUGCUAACAUGCUUUUAAAGUGUUUGGCUGCGAUGAAUGUCUACGUGAUAAGCCACUUCGUUGAGCUAUCAUUUGUGGCCAGGUCUCUUCUGAAAAAUAUCUAUAUAGCUCAGUGGGCCUUGCCUGGUAAAAUAAAACAUUGUCAAAAAAAAUCAAUGCUCACACAGCACUCGCAUUAACCAAUACUACCAUGAACAAAACACACAAACAUUAACCAAUGCUAACUCAUAUGAUAAACAUGACAGUAAUAUUAACCCAAAGUUACUUCCAUACACACCACUAACCACUGUCAUAAACCCCAAUGAGAAAAAAACGCAACACAUUCAUCAAUAACAAUGCCUGAGAAUGACAUGUAUAUAAGAGGUGACGUUUUGGGUAAUGGCCUUUCUUCAUAGCCCAUUGUGUACCACUACCAAUGCAGUAUCACCACGUGAUUUGUACAAUGAACAAAACACAGUAACCAAUACUAACGACCAUGGACACAACUAACCCUUACCAUAACGUUAACACUCGCAUGACAUAGAAAAUUCUCAAUUCACCUGUGCAAUUACAUUUCCCUUAACCCUAACCCUAAUGCAUUAACCUCAGCCAAACGAAACUUUGACUUUCACACAUUAACCGCUCACCAUCCUUCGCCCAUAAACACAACACUAUUGUUGACCCUCUCACACGGUAACGUAUCAGGAUGCAUUUUUGCACAUUGUUUAUAGUUUUCGGAUUGUUCAUCAUUAUUCAUCAUUAGCACAACAAGACAACACAUGCUCUGGAGGACAUGGGAGCGAUGCCUUCUGUAAGUGUUUUAGAAAUAACUACAUGAUUGGUAAAAAGAAACAAAAAUUAUCUGAGACCCGUCAACUUCUUGAAAUCAUUUUGGGACGGGACAAUGUGGUGAUGGGAGUUGAUCAGUUAGGCCUGGGGUUCGUGCACUGCACUAGAAACCGGGCUAUACCCGAGUUCAAUUCCUGGCCACUGCUAUCAGUGGGGGUGAUGUCUGAAUCAGCCCAGGGUGGACCCCCAUGAUCAUUCUGCAUGAACCAGCGUGAUGAAGUAUGGUCAUACCCUGCACGAGUGACACGGCGUGUGGAGGCCUUUGUCCAGCAGUGGACUGACAAUGCACAGUACAUUAUAUUUGUGUUAAUGUGUUGAUGAUAUUAAAUAAUCCUUGUCUUAAGUAACUCACUGUAUUCAAUGGUUGCUAAUAUUUGAGACUUUUAAAAAAAUAUAUUAGCACGGUUGGCUAAGUACGGUGAAAAAGAAGUUCAACAUACAUGCGUACGUUAUAACAAUUGAUAAGACUGACCAUAGCUCGUACCAAAAAUCAUUACGGUAGUACAAUCCUGAAGCAAGGAGUCAAUCAGGCAAUACUGUCUGAAACCCAAUAUAACUGUGAGGAACACACUUUUGAACCACGCAUGUGAAGGAUUGAGUGCUCGUUAUCGUUGCUAAACUGAAUGAAACCAAUCACUGUAUAGCAU